Messenger RNA from Paralichthys olivaceus (Japanese flounder), 4089 nucleotides. NCBI's taxonomy places the organism in Eukaryota, Metazoa, Chordata, Actinopteri, Pleuronectiformes, Paralichthyidae. The record is from RefSeq and is a predicted model, not a curated record.
AACCCGAUGCAGCAGAAACAGGUGCAGCAGAACCCGAUGCAGCAGAACCUGAUGGAGCAGAUCCAGAUACAACAAAUCCAAAUGCAGCAGAUCCAGAUGCAGCAGAACCAAAUGCAUCAGAUGCAGCAGAGCCAGAUGCGCCCGAUGCACCAGAUGCCACAGAGCCAGAUGCAGCAGAGUGACAGGCAACCACAGAAGCAGCCAGACCGAUUAACGAUUAUCCCUCAUCCCAUCAUUAAGCCGCCACCUCAGCCACUCCUGAGCCCGAUGAACUUUCUUCAGUCCCAGACGCCUUCCAGCAGCCAGGGUCCAGCAAACAGGCCAGUGUCCAAGGGGCUGCCAGCAUCGGCUAUGAUGUACGACUAUGCAGCGGCCUCACCAAAAGUCUUUCCACAUACCUGUUCUCUGUGUUUCAAAGAAUGCUCGCAGAUGAAGGAUUGGAUCUCCCACCAGAACACUAGUCUUCACCUUGAGAGCUGCAGAGUCCUGCGGACACAAUACCCUGAUUGGAACGGUGACAUCGCACUCAAACCCAGGGAUGCAGGGAAAGACGGCAAGUCCUCGUCCUCAGCCUCUCCGCAGACUUCCCAACAGCGUCACAAGAAAAAUAGUCACGGAAGCCACUCCCGCUCCCGCAGCCCUCGUCGGCACUACAGCUCGGAGGGUAGAGGAGAGAAACGCAGCCGAUCGCGAUCACCGCGCAGCUCCAGAUAUAUUCACAGUUCCCGGUCUCGUUCACGUUCUCCACGAUAUGACCGCCAUCGGUCGCGUUCAAGGAGCCAGGAGAGGAGGGGGAGAAGAGGUGAAAGGUCCCCGCCAAAGAGGAGUGACAUGAGAAGGUCCCCUCCGAGGAGGACAAACGUGAAAAAGUCCCUGCCAUUGAGAACUGACGUGAAAAGGUCCCCGCCAAGACGGAGUGAUGCGAGAAGGUCCCCACAAAAGAGGAGCCGAGAAAGACGAUCGUCCUCAGAGAGGUCCCCUCAACAGAGAAACAGCAGUACAGAGAGACUGGCUCAGAAAUUCCUGCAAAACACAGAUGUCCAGUCUCUGUCCAAACAGACUGACCUGGAGGCUGUGGUUAAAACUCUACUCGCUAAGAUAACCAAGAUGAAUUCUUCUUCCUCGUCGUCCACUCCGUCGACCAAAGGAGGAAACAAUUCGACGUCUACUCCCUCUGCUGGAAGAAAGGGCAACUCCUCUGCUGCCUCUUCAUCAUCGUCCUCCUCGGUAGCAAAGAAGAAGAUGACAUCAUCAACCAAGGCCAACCUGCAGAAGAGUGAUGCAAGUGUUUCCACAAAGACUCAGGUUUCAGGUACUUCUACAUCUUCACCCUCAACCCAGGUGAGGCUGGAAGGGGUUCUUAGUAGUGUCGCCCACAGUGAAAUGGUUACUGCGAUGGAGCAGUAUGGAAAAGUUGAAUCAGUCGUAAUGCAUCGGCAAAAACUGCAGGCGGUGGUGAGUUUUGAGAAAGAGGAAGACGCUGAGAAACUGAGGAGCUUAAAGAGAAUAAAAAUGAGAGGAUUCCCCGUCACUGUCAUCAAAGAGGGGGAUACUGAACCAAAGAAGAUUCCUCUGAAAAAACCGUCCGUUUCCAGUGUCUCCACAUCUCAAACCUCUAAAUCCACAAAACCCACGACCUCCAGAAAAGUUCCCUCUACAUCUCAGAAAACUUCACUCACUCGUCCAAAAAAGCCUUUAUCUUCAGCCUCUGGAAACAAAGGAACAACAACAGGCAAAUGUCAGAAAACAGCUGUUAAAGGCUCAUCCAGUGUCACUAAAGCAAAAGUCUUGGUUUCCAAACCAGGGACUGUCUCGUCUGCACCUAUCGUCAAAACGGCAACAUCUGAGAUGCAGCAAGAAAAGACAGUCGAGGUCAGUAAAUCAAAAAAAGAGACUGUUGCUGGACCAACUAAGGUCUCAGACAGUGUCCCUGAAGUAAAGGUCCCAGUAGAGACAGCCUCAGCUUCACAGGAACCUGAAACACCAGUGGACAAUAUGGCUGCAGCAGAAGAUCCAACAAAAGAAAAGGUUGAAGAAAAAGCUGAAAAACCCCAAACUGUGACAUCCGAAUCCACAUUAUCAGAAAAUUGUGCAGAGUCAAAAGAGUUAGAUUCAAAGGUUCAACCAUCUGUGGUGGUGCUGGAAGAGGCUGUCAAGGCUGAGAUGGGAAAUGUGAUUGAACUGAAGCACGAACCAGAACCUGUCAGAAUCGAUGCAGUGGCCAACGACGCUAAAGAAGCUGAACCGAUGGAGCUUGUGGAAACAGGAGUUGACGUGGCAGAGCCCAUGGAAGUAGAAAGUUGUGCUGAGGGCAAAGAAGAAAAACUGACAAAUGUGGAGGCUGUUUUAGAAAAAUCCAGUGAGAGUCAACUACCAGCCUGUAAAGAUGAGACCGGACCUCCUACUGUUCCACCUCCAAACACAGAAGCAGAUCCUAAACCUGCAGACACAAGUUCUCAGAAGCCUCAGCCCGACAUGAAAACAGAAACAGCUGCUGAAGCGUCAUCAUUGGUACCAGAACCAGAGUCUGCAGAACCAGAGUCCACAGAACUGUCUGCAGCUUCCGGUCUGGGGACCACGAUGGAGGCUUCACAACCCCCAAGCUCAACUGAAGAGGUGGAGAAAAGUACGAUGGGAAAAGAAGAUCCCGCGUCUGCCGUGAAGAACCAAAUGGAUCCAAAAUCAGCCGAGGAGGCAACUGUUGUCGACAAAGUUUCAGCUGAGCCGACAGCUGGAGCAGUGAUCAAACUACAACCGGCAGCACCGAGUGAACCCGCCACUGGUGAAGAUGUCGCAGCAGAACCAACUUCCACUGCUGCAGGUGACGUAGCUGUGGAGGAGGACGAUGAGGAAGUGGGAACUGAGAUCGUCCCGGACUCCACUGUUGGGCCGCAGACAAAUGAAGAUGUAGAGAAAGUCGUAGAGAAGGAGGAGGUGUCAACAACAACUAUGGAUGCUCCUGCUGAUGGAAACAGCGUCCCAGCUGAUUCCAACACCAGCGCGGUCGCCUCUAAAGAAACCAGCACUGAUCUUCCUCGGAUUACCCAGGACGUAUUCAGGGCCAUCAAAGCAGCGGUUCGCCGGCACAGACUUACCCAAGAGAUGCAGACGCAGAGCGAAGAGAACGAGAGCUCCAGCAACAGUAACAUUAGUUCUUUAAGCGUCAAGGAUGAAGCCACACACCAAGAAAAGAAUUUGCUGACUUUAGAUGAAGCAGGCGAGGAUGAGGAAGAGAAGGUGGAUGAAGCAGAGAAAACAACAUCUGCUAAACGCAAAUACGAUGACGACACAGAGGAGAAUGUGAACUUUGUGACAGUGGAUGAAGUGGGAGAGGUUGAGGAGGAAGAAGAAGAUAAAGCUCCUAGGACAAGAGGCCGAGCCAAGAAGAGAACCAGAAAGACGCCAGUGAGAAAAUCUACUAGAGGGAGGAAAGUUGGUGCAGAAGAUGAGAGAGAAAAACAGGAAUCAGGCUCUGAAGCUCCACCUCCAACUUCCCUUGAUGCCUCAGAGGUAGAAGGAGCGAACCUUCCGGAUAUCGCUGCUGUUUCUGCUGUGCAGGAGCUGCAGCCUGAGAGUCUGGGAGGAGGGGAGGAGGAAGACGGAGGGAGCAGUGCGGACGUUAAAGUUGUGAGUAAAAGGAAGAACGAGAUUGUCGGACCUGAGGCAAAGAGAUCUCGCUCUCAGUCUCCUUCUGUUCCUGCCGACUUCAAGCUGCCGCCAUUUAGAGCCAACCAGCCCCUGGGUCAGGAGUUUGUCGUCCCUAAAUCGGGAUACUUCUGUAACGUCUGCCGUGUUUUCUACCUGAACGAGAGCAGAGCCAAGGACGUUCACUGCAGCAGCCAGACGCACUACAACAACCUGCAGGCACACUACCAGAAGCUUCAACAGAAACUAUCAAGAAGUUCAACUCCCAACUCUCAAGGCUUCAUUUCUGAUUGAUCCAGAUCCGGAUCUUCUUACGUCCUGUUUUCACUUGUGUCCGUCUGUUUGUUUGUCAGAUACUCAACAGGUUUCUGUGAAACUUGGUGGAAAGAUGGAAAAUGGGCCAAGAAAGAACCACUUCAAUGGUCAAGUGGAUCCAGACAACAG